This is a messenger RNA of Homarus americanus (American lobster), 1422 nucleotides long. RefSeq names its product probable serine/threonine-protein kinase DDB_G0271402. The record is from RefSeq and is a predicted model, not a curated record. Lineage: Eukaryota; Metazoa; Arthropoda; Malacostraca; Decapoda; Nephropidae. The coding region runs from base 430 to 1101 and encodes 223 amino acids. The transcript has 2 exons.
CGGGAGUGUAACCAUGAGGAGGAGGUCAGUUGCUUCCCACACUACAUGGGGUUGAGCAGCCCUCCCGCGUCUCCCUCACUCCGACACACGGCCCUCCCUCACACACGUCGUCAUUAUUGUACGCCACCUAUAAAGCUAAUGAAUGAAUGAGAAGCUUUCGUCACGUUCCUGGAAAGAAAGUUGAGUUACAAGAAUGGGUAACUCUCCUCAGAUACCUCAUAAGACAAUAAUAACAAUGGUAUGUUUAUAUUGGCCAGGUUAGUGUGACAGAAAAUGGACUCUAAAACACCUGAUUAUUGACGGAAGACUUGUGAACGUGCCAGGGUUACGUAUUCUCAAAGUGUUAUAAUACUGUCUGACAUCUUAGUCUGCCAAAGAGAGGACUAGGUCAGGUAAGGGCAGGGAAGGCAUCAAACGUGUGUGUGUGUGAUGUGGGGCAAAAUGGAGUCAGCGGGACACAGCAUGGUGAAGAGAGACUAUUGCUCCAACACAUUCGACCCGCUGGGCUAUAUCGCCUUCCUCAUGAUUGGCUUCCAACUCGCCAUCAACAUCAUCAAUAUCAACAUUAACAACAAUAAUAACAACAAUAACAAUAACAACAACAAUAAUAAUAACAAUAACAAUAAUGCCAACGGUAUGGGAAGAACACUCGGGGAAACAGAACUGAUAUUUCCUGAUGGUGACGAAUCUGUUGACAAAAACAACAGAGAGAAAAUACCUAACGUAGAGAGAACAACAUCUGACAAUCAUAGAAAACGACUCUUAGACGAAUGGCUUAUUAAGGGUGGACUAAAAAAGGACAAAAAAUCAGUAAACACACCAAAACAAAGAUGUUCAUGUAGACGUUAUGAGAAACAAGGACACCUGACUGGCGGGCGUGUACUGAGGCUACUCCAACACAUCCCCAGCAGUCCUCAGUGUCUGGCAAGGCUAGGCUGUGAAGUGACUCAGGCAGCCAAGAGACACCUAAUCCUGUCUAUUCUCAGGUUAGUGACUGGUCAGGGGGGAAGCUGGAGGGAGACGGUGGUACAGAUGACCUCCGAGAACUGUGUCAAUCUCCUACCAGACUGCUCACCACCUCCAUCAAGGGGUGAGGUAUAGGGUAAAGGGGGGUAUGAGACCUUUAAUACCCCCUCCUUCCCCUUUCCAUUAUCAGGUUGUCUCCUCGCGUUGGUGUGACAGGUGGUGGUGAAGAGCCGGAUCGUUGUCCAUUUUGUUACCAUCUGUGAAGGUGCUGAUGUUAAAGAGCGGGUUGACCGUUUGUCAUCCUCCUUUUCACCACCACCUACUGUGGAGUGAGGCAGCUGGUAUGAGAGAUGGUACCACCUUCCUGCCUUAUCCAUCUGAGUACCAUCGCCAAGGAUCACCAAAGAUGAGAAAAAUAUACGUAAAAUUCAUAAAAUUAAACAAAAGCAUUUAAAA